GUGAGUACCUUACCGCACAACCGAUAUAUCUGAUUUGAUAACAGAUCGAUGCAUCGGUAAUCCCGCUUCAUGUGUCGGCGCACAUACAGUCACUGGUAUACGCCAUUGCCAACAAAAGCUUAUUGUAUCUUUAAUUAAAAAUGUCAUCUGUAUGUAUUGAAUGCAUGCACUUGAGCCAUCUGACGCAGCAAAUUUUUUCGGCAUGAAACAAUCGCUGAUAACAAUCUAACCCAAAAAGGAAAGUGUCGGAUGAUACUUAUCAGAAGGUAGUGUAGGGACGGUAUAUAAAUAUACUCCGAUUUUUGGGUCAGACCGACAGAAUCCUCUCGUCAUAAGCGAAGGCUAAUGGGUUGAAAUCACUUGAGUAAAAAAUUUCGGCAAAUUCUAUACGUAUGACUAGCCUAUAAUUAUCAGCAGGAUUCAAAUAAUAUUUUAGACUAUUUAAAGUUAGCUAAAGUGCAGAAUUUUUUCGACCGUAGAUUGUACCUUACUCCCUUCAAAAACUGCUCUUAUCAGUUCACUUUGAAGAGAUACGACCAAAAGAGGUAUCCUAAAAUAAUCUACGCAUAAACAUACACCUAACCAUAUAUAACAACGGAUGCUAAACGACGAAGAGAAGAUAGUCGGCUUGUCCAGUGCAAGCCCGAAAAUAGAGGACAAGAAAGAAGGCUCCUAUACUCCAGAUGUGAGCAAUGCACCUGAAGUGUACGAUCCAUCCCAAGAGUCCUUCCUCACUAGACUUGGUUUGACUUUCGAGUCAUUCAAAACAGCACCAGCAACUCCAGCGAGAGUAGCAGUAGCAACAGAUUCAGGUGAAAUCGCUCAAGAAGAAAUUGAAGGCGCUGCCUCUGAUGGUGUCUUACAUAAAAAUAUCCCGGGAAGGUCGCUUCAGAUGAUUGCAGUCGGUGGUUCGAUCGGAACAGGAUUAUUUAUCAGCACAGGUGGUGCACUCUCAGAUGGUGGACCUGUCUCCAUGAUCAUAGGAUGGCUUAUUCUGGCCGUCACACUCUUCUGCGUUAUUAACGCUAUCGGUGAACUAGCAAUUUUAUACCCUGCUGAGGGUGGUUUCUAUGCGAUGGCAAAUCGUUUCAUUGACGAGAAUGUCGGUUAUGCGAUGGGUAUGCUUUACGCUCUCCAAUGGGUUGUCGUGUUGCCCACGGAAUUAACGGCUAUUGCACAAACUAUACAGUAUUGGGAUGGUGAAAUUUUUGAUAUAAAAACAUCUAACGCUGUUUGGAUAUCAGUUUUCUUCGUUAUCGUUAUCUUGAUCAAUGUUUUUGGUAAUAAAGCAUACGCCGAAGAAGAAUUCUGGUCGGCUAUAGUUAAAGUAGCCAUUAUAAUAUUAUUCAUCGUUGCUGGUGUUGUUUUCAAUUGCGGUGGAGGUCCUAGCUCUGGUGAUUAUGGUCAAUAUGUUGGUGGCGAAUAUUACAGAGCUGAUGGACUACACAAUGGUAUCGUAAACGGAUUCAAAGGUGUUUGUAGUGUAUUUGUAGCUGCAGCUUUCUCUUUUGCUGGUUCUGAACUCGUUGGUAUCGCUGUAUCUGAAGUAAAAGAUCCAGUAAAGGUUAUGCCUAGUGCUAUCAAGGCAGUUGUUUGGAGAAUUUUCAUCGUUUUCUUCGUAUCUAUAAUUAUCAUCGGAGUCAAUGUACCAUACGAUGAUGCAAGGCUCAUGAGUGAUGACAAUCCAUCUGCAACUUCACCAUUCGUCAUUAUGAUGAACAAAUCAAAUGUCUUGGGCUUGGAUCACUUGAUGAACGUAAUCAUUCUAUUAUCGUGCCUUUCCAUCGCUCUUGCAUCUGUUUAUGGUGGUAGUCGUACCAUUCAAGCAAUGGCAAUGCAGAAGUUCUUACCUAGAUGGUGUGCUAAGGUUGAUAAGGCUGGUAGACCAAUUAACGCGGUUUUCGUCUCAUUGCUUUUCGGACCACUUGCAUAUCUUGCUCUUGCUAGUAAUGGAUCAACAGUCUUAGACUGGCUGAUUGCAGUCAGUGCAUUGUCAACACUUUUCACUUGGUUAUCAAUUUGCGCUUGUCACAUUCGUUUCCGUAGCGCGUGGUACAAACAAGGUCACACAAAGGAUGAGAUACCAUAUAGAAGUAGUGCGGGUAUCAUUGGAAGUUGGUUCGCAGGAUUUGUAAUUAUUUUAAUCCUCAUAGCUCAAUUUUACAUCGCAGUAUUCCCUAUAGGUGAAGGUGGAAUGGACGGACAGGAGAGAGCUUCUAGUUUCUUCCAGGCAUACAUGGCAUUACCAGCUGGAAUAUUAUUCUAUGCGCAAUCAUUCCUCAUAAAGAAGACAUUCCCUAAGAGCAGUAAAGAUAUUGAUCUUGAUACCGGAAGAAAAGUUUUCUUAACUGCCGAUUAUCUCAAUGCCCAAAGACAAGCUCGUAAGAAUGCUCCAAUACCUAAACGUAUUUGGCAAACCUUAUUCAAUUGAUUUCUCCGACCACCUCAAGAAGAUUUCGAUAAUCUUCUAACUACUCCUUGCUUUCAACAAUCUUACAAUCUUACAACUCUGCAUCAGUUAUUUUUAAUAUAACGUAUAGACUGGAUAUAAUAUUUCAUUAAUCACUUCUCACUCUACUUGUACACAAAGAUACUACAUGUCUC
Messenger RNA from Wallemia mellicola CBS 633.66, 2604 nucleotides. Its product is annotated as APC amino acid permease. Gene Ontology annotation, cellular component: membrane. NCBI's taxonomy places the organism in Eukaryota, Fungi, Basidiomycota, Wallemiomycetes, Wallemiales, Wallemiaceae. Gene Ontology annotation, molecular function: amino acid transmembrane transporter activity. The record is from RefSeq and is a predicted model, not a curated record. The transcript has 3 exons. Gene Ontology annotation, biological process: amino acid transmembrane transport. Bases 599 to 2431 code for a protein of 610 amino acids.